This is a messenger RNA of Monosiga brevicollis MX1, 3027 nucleotides long. RefSeq lists its product as uncharacterized. The transcript has 7 exons. Gene Ontology annotation, cellular component: endosome membrane; lysosomal membrane. Lineage: Eukaryota; Choanoflagellata; Craspedida; Salpingoecidae. Bases 1 to 3027 code for a protein of 1008 amino acids. The record is from RefSeq and is a predicted model, not a curated record. Gene Ontology annotation, molecular function: monoatomic ion channel activity; voltage-gated channel activity. Gene Ontology annotation, biological process: transmembrane transport; monoatomic ion transport.
AUGGACACACUCAGCGAGUUUUUCGGCGAUCAGCGCCACGCCGUGGAUCUCGAGCAGCAACGCCUUGCCCAACUUGAACGCACCAAUCCCUUGGCAGCCGCCGACGCCUACCGCGACCACGCCGUCAUCCUCCUCUUGGAAGGCCGAUACUAUCUCAAAUACCAACACCAUCCCGUCAGCGUUGCUCACCAGCGCUCCUUUGCCCUCAUCCACAUGUCUCGGUACAACCUGUUCAAGUGGUUUGAGCUGAUUGCCGCCACGCUACUCCUGCUCCUCGCCCUCAUCGAAAAGCCGGCCGUCUUUACCGACAUUCCCAACGGCGUCCCCAUCGCCGUUGAACUCGUCCUCAUGCUCUUUUUUGUCUGGGACGCUUAUCACCGUGCUCAAGCCUCGGGCGGCUUUCGCCGCUGGCUCAGCCACCGCGGCAAUCAACUCCGCCUCGUUGGCUUGGUAGCCAUCUUUACUGACAUCUUUACCAGCUUUAGUACCGACCACAUUCGUCCCUUUCGCAUGGUGCGGCCCUUAUUUUUGGUGGACGCCUAUUAUGCCGCCAGCAUCCGUCGCGUCGUCUUGCGCAUUUUCAACACCUCAGUCGGUGUCGUCGACAUGUUUAUGCUCCUCCUCGUUUACAUCCUCGUCUGCGCCGUGAUAUCUUACCAGUACUUUUCGCCCACCAAGCUCUUUCACAAUCAAAAGUCAAACGGCGAUCCUUACUUUUCCAGCUUUGAUGAGUCCUUCGUCAGCCUCUUUGUCGCCAUUACCACCGCCAAUUACCCCGAUGUCAGCCUGUUCGCCUUUCACAACGACCGCAGUGCCGGCAUCUUCUUCGUCCUGUACAUGUUUUUCGGCGUCUACUUUAUACUCAGCCUUUUCUUGGCCGUCGUUUACAAUACCUUCUCGGAUAUUGAAAAGGACAAAUUUCAGAGGAUGCUUGUGCACGAACGUCGUGGCCUGCGGCGAGCCUUUGCCAUGCUGGUCCAUGUGCAACGCCUUCGUGCCCAAGCCAAUGGUGGCGCCACUGCCCCCACCGCUCCGCAUUUGACACCAGAGGCCGCCGACCGUGAUCAGCCGUUGAUGGACGACUAUGAGACUGAGCGCAUCUCGGCUGACACCUUCAGUGAAUUUAUGGCCCAGCUGCAACCUGGCCUCGCCGACAAACCCAAGACCAUCAAUUUGCACUUUGAAUACCUCAGCCAGAUAAGCCAAAGCGAGGUUGGCAUGGCCGCGUCCGACAAGCCCGGCAUCUCUCUCAACGCCUUUUACCAGUUGUAUACGGCAUUGACGCUGCGCUGGCAGCUAGAUCCACGCGCAACACUCGCUAGCAAGACGGACAUGCCACGCACCGAAUGGAGCACCAUUCUCCAAGAAUACCGCAGCCGACGCACGUUUUCCAUCAACCUGGCCUUUGUGGAUACGGCCCUGUUUGAGUUUAUGAUCCAGCUGACCAUCGUUGCCAACAUGCUCUACGUCGUGGUGACCGCCUCCCUGAACAACGACAGUAAUCGCGCCUCCACGCCGACCUACAUUUUCUUUGCCAUCUACGUGGUCGAAGCAGCGUGCAAGAUCCUCCACUGGGGCCCCCGUGCUUAUUUUCGCUCGACCUGGAAUUGCUUUGACUUUCUCAUCGUUAUCGUCUCUCUGUCCGGCUUUAUCCAACAAUGGGUUCAACCCGACAGCUUGGGUACCCACGCCACCAUCUACCGUGCGCUGCGCCUUUUCCGACUCUUCCGCCUGCGCAAGUCCAUGCGGCAGGUGCUGCAGACCAUGGUCUUUCUUGUGGGUCGCUUGGGCCACUACGUCAUUGCCCUCCUGCUGAUCUUCUACUCUUACGCCAUCAUCGGCAUGCUGGCCUUUUCCAAUACCACCUCCGAGUGUGGUGCCGAGUGUGGGAGUGCCUAUGACAUGGGCGCCGAUGUCCCCGGCUUUUACCAGCUCAUGAGCUUUGAUAACAUUCUCUACUCAUACUAUACCCUCUUUGCGCUCAUGAUUGUCAAUAACUGGCAGUUCAUCAUGCAAGGACAUGUUGCAGCCACCUCGCGUGCGGCUCGAGUUUUCUUUGUGGUCUACAUGCUCUUUAUCGUAAACAUUGUCAGCAACAUCAUCACCGCCUACCUUCUCGACGCUUUCCUUAAGCUGCAUCCACUCAUUGCAUCCUUUGAUGACAAGCAUGCGUCGGCAUUGGAAGAGUUUUGCCAGGACCCUUGCAAGAGUCGUGAGGCAGACGACGAUGGCGAAGGCAACGGUGGUAAUGCCGGAGGAUUUCAAGAGUUGCUGGACAAGGGCGCCCUUUCGGGCCAAGCAACCGUGCGCGUGCAUUUCCCUUGCGAAGCACUCACCGCGCGCAACGAGUCUUUGCUGUUUCAGCACUUCCUACUCGAUGUCACCCGCUCGGCCAACGACCAGAAGCCCUUUGAGCACGGCCUCGUGGCUGCCCGCUUCCGCGCUGGCUACGUACAUAAGAUCAAAGAUCAGGAGUUUCUAGUUUUACCUGUGGCACUGGCUGAUGUCUUGGUGGUGACGAGUAGCCUUGAAGCACCCGUCCUCUUCCGGCGCCGCGUCUUGCCAACGGUGUAUCGCCUGCACCAAGCCUACAUGGCCGGGGAUGCCGAGGAUGGCAGCGUAUCAUCGGAGCACGCCGGCAGUGAAAACCGCAAUCCGCAAGCCGUGCACGCCGAGGGCGUGGAUGGCGAGUCGGAGCUUGUGCAUCACCUCGUGCUGCCACACGACGUGGCGAUCCGCGCCGUGGCCCGCACUGAUAAAGACUGGCGAAAGCUUCGACAGCUGCGCAACAGCGUGGCACGGCAUGCCCCGUUUGUGUCGUUUGCCGACACGUACGACAUGCAUUACAUGGCUCGUCGCCAACUAACGCGCGGUGAUGUCAACCAGGCGCUUUGGGGCGAUGACAUUGAACGUUGGUGUGCCGAGGACGAUGCUGAUGCUUUGACUCAAGUAACGAGUUCCCCACGCUGGCUCCUGGAUCUGCGUACAUUGCGCCGUGAGGACCAUGGUCGGCGAAGUGACUCGUGA